UACUAUUCUACUAGCAUUUUGAAUACUGUAGAUCGCAAAGUUUUGUUUUUUAUCGCUAAAGAUUUUGUUGGGUUUCAAAUUCUUGGAAGAAUUCCAGGGUUUGGGGUGUGUGUGGGCACAAUGGAGACCCUUCAAGAUCUGAUCGAACAAGUUAAAGUUCGAGCGGUUUGGUGGGGUUUGUGUAUAUUUGCUGUUUGUUACUUUUUAACUCACACCAGUACAUCAAUGUGGAUGAAUUUACCUGUAGCUGUGCUCUUGGUUUCUGGAUCACGCAUAUUGUUUAAUGAAGUAGACUUCCGCUGGAAAGUUCGGAAUGUCCGACCACCAACAUACUUGACACACUUGGAAAAGAAGCAGCUAUCUGUGAAUGAUAGUCGACUUUCUACCUUACCGCCCACACUGAAAUGGAAGAGGAAAAUCGGUUCUCCACUAGUAGAGGCAGCAGCAGAGGUGUUUAUUGGCAAGGUUUUGCAUGAUUUUGUGAUAGAUUUGUGGUACUCCGAUAUUACGCCUGACAAGGAGGUACCAGAGCUGAUACAUGAAAUAGUCAUGGAUGUCCUUGGUGAAAUAUCUGGAAGAGCCAAAGAAAUUAACCUUGUAGAUCUAAUUUUUAGGGAUAUGGUGGACCUGGUAGGAGAUCAGCUAGACCUUUUCUGCAGAAACCAGGCAGCUAUUGGUGUGAAUGUCAUGGGUACAUUGUCUUCAGAAGAAAGGGAUGAAAGGUUGAAGCACCAUCUCUUGGUCUCUAAAGAACUUCAUCCUGCUUUGAUAUCCGCUGAGAGUGAGUGGAGUGUACUUCAACGGCUCAUGGGUGGAAUCUUAGCUGUUGUGCUAAGACCCAGAGAAGCACAAAGCCCCUUAGUUCGAUGUAUUGCCAGAGAACUAUUAACUUCUCUAGUGGUACAACCUCUUCUGAAUUUUGCAAGCCCUGGUGCAGAGUUUACGAAUGCAGUACCUAGCGCUAUGAGUGCUUCAGAUGUGGUGAUUCGUGGUGAGGGACAUCAUCGUCCAAAGCUGAAGUGCAGGGUAGGUGAAUUCUCCUCGAUCUUUCCGUCAUACUCCAAAAUAUGUCCCAAGAAGUCAAGCUGGCUGAUGAGAAAUUUAAAACUUAUGUGGUGUUGUAUAAUCAAUUUCAUGAGCUAUGGUCUUAGAUCUUUGAUUCUGUCUUGUAAGAUUCUUGACCCCGAAUACUGUUUCCUCCUGCCCCAUGUUUUGGGUGCAUAUUUUGAGAAGCUGGGCUCAAAAUCUUUUGCUGUAUAUUCAAUCGCAGUUACUGAUGUCAAUAACAACACUUGGUUUGUAAAGAGAAGAUACAGGAACUUUGAGAGAUUGGAUAGACACCUGAAGGACAUUCCUAAUUACACAUUGCAUUUGCCUCCUAAAAGGAUAUUUUCGUCGAGUACAGAAGAUGCAUUCGUUCAUCAGCAUUGCAUUCAGCUUGACAAAUAUCUUCAAGAUCUCUUGACAAUUGCCAAUGUGGCUGAGCAACAUGAAGUGUGGGAUUUUCUCAGUGCCUCUUCCAAGAACUAUUCCUUCGGUAAAUCUUCUUUAGUACUGAGAACGCUGGCGGUUAACGUGGAUGAUGCUGUGGAUGAUAUUGUGCGUCAAUUUAAAGGCGUUUCUGAUGGCUUGAUGCAUAAAGUUCUUGGCUCUCCUUCAUCUUCUUAUGAACCUACUACCUGUACUUCAGACAGACAUUUGUCUUGGAACGUGGAGGAAAUAAAUAAACUGGCUUCAACGCAAAGUACCUCUGAGUCAGUUAAUAGCUUUUCCGACAAUGAUGACAGUGAUAAAGACGGAAACCAUGGGCAGGAGGAAGUAGGACCUCGUUCAGAAGCCAAUGGGUUGCAUUCAGACAAUGAGUUGAAUUCUAAAGAAUCCCCCCCUCCGGUGGUUAAACGUGACGAAGAGCUGAUAAGCUCAGCGACUGACUUGAAGAGUGGUUCUGGAUUACGACUUGAAUCUUCCAGUUCUGGAGGAUUUCCAGAGACAAGUUUGGCAGUAGUUCCCAGUCAACAAGAGGAUCCAGUUGGAGUGCCACCAGAGUGGACGCCACCCAAUUUAAGCAUACCUAUCUUGAAUUUGGUGGACAAGAUUUUUCAGCUGUACAGAAGAGGCUGGCUAAGAAGACAGGUAUUUUGGAUAUCAAAGGAAAUUAUGCAGUUAAUGAUGGAGGAUGCUAUUGAUGAUUGGCUGUUAAGCAUUCGUUGGCUAUGGAGAGACGAUGUUAUUGCUCACGGAAUAAGAUGGAUUCAAGAUGCGUAUAGCGAGCCCAAUGUUGGGGGAAGAACGACGUCCUCAAAAGUGGGUGGAGCUGGUGCUGGUGCUGAGUGGCUAGGUAGUGGAGGUGAGGCUACAGGUGGUGGUGAUGAGGCUACUGGUUUUGGAGGUGAGGCCAUCGGUGGUGGUGUUGAGUGGACGGGUAGUGGAGGUGAGGCCACUGGUUUUGGAGGUGAGGCCACUAGUGGUGGUGGUGAAUGGGCGGGAAGUGGAGGUAAGGCUAUUGGUUUUGGAGGUGAGGCCACUGGUGGUGGUGGUGACUGGACGGGAAGUGGAGGUGAGGCCACUGGUGGUGGUGGUGAGGCUACUGGUUUUGGAGGUAAGGCUACUGGUGGUGGUGGUGACUGGACUGGAAGUGGAGGUGAGGCCACUGGUGGUAGUGGUGACGCGACGGGAAGUGGAGGUGAGGCUACUGGUUUUGGAGGUAAGGCCAUUGGUGGUGGUGGUGAGGCUACUGGUUUUGGAGGUGAGGCCACUGGUGGUGGCGGAGAGGUGACGGGAAGUGGAGGUGAGGCCACUGGUGGUGGAAGUGGUGGUGGUGAGGCCACUAGUGGUGGCGGAGAGGCGACGGGAAGUGGGGGUGAGGCCACUAGUGGUGGAAGUGGAGGUGAGGCUACUGGUUUUGGAGGUGAGGCCACUGGUGGUAGUGGUGAGGCGACGGGAAGUGGAGGUGAGGCUACUGGUUUCGGAGGUGAGGCCACUGGUGGUGGUGGUGAGGCUACUGGUUUUGGAGGUGAGGCUAUUGGUUGUGGAAGUGGGGGUGAGGCUACUGGUUUAGGAGGUGAGGCCACUGGUGGUGGAAGUGGAGAUUAUUGA
Capsicum annuum is the source of this 3096-nucleotide messenger RNA. RefSeq lists its product as uncharacterized. Lineage: Eukaryota; Viridiplantae; Streptophyta; Magnoliopsida; Solanales; Solanaceae. The record is from RefSeq and is a predicted model, not a curated record. Gene Ontology annotation, molecular function: phosphatidylinositol binding.